Andrographis paniculata is the source of this 2615-nucleotide messenger RNA. RefSeq names its product leucine-rich repeat receptor-like kinase protein HAR1. NCBI's taxonomy places the organism in Eukaryota, Viridiplantae, Streptophyta, Magnoliopsida, Lamiales, Acanthaceae. Bases 60 to 2024 code for a protein of 654 amino acids. The record is from RefSeq and is a predicted model, not a curated record. The transcript has 2 exons. Gene Ontology annotation, molecular function: protein binding.
UUAAAUUCCAAGAGAUGUUAGAACGAACAUAAACAAAGAGACACCAUUGUUGCAGAGCCAUGAGAAACUCUGUAACUGUCUUCCUCACCUUCAUUUUCUUGCCAACGCUUGCCUCUUCUUACUCUGAUCUCGACAUUCUAAUGAAGCUUAAAUCAUCCUUCAUUAUUACCUCCACACCUUCCCUGUCCGACUGGGUUUCCCCGUCCUCGCCUUCCUCUACAGCUCACUGCAACUUUUCCGGGAUCACCUGUGAUGCUGAUGCUCAUGUAAUAUCCAUUAAUAUCACGACUGUUCCGCUCUUCGGGACACUUUCUCCGGAUAUUGGAUUGCUAACGAACCUCUCUAGUCUCAUACUUUCGGCAGAUAAUCUCACAGGCCCUCUGCCUGUGGAGAUUUCCAAUUUGAUCUUCUUAAAGUACCUUGAUUUGAGCAAUAACAUGUUUAAUGGCACCAUCUCUGGAGCCAUGGUUCUGAAUAUGGUGGAGAUCGAAUCUUUUGAUCUUUACAACAACAAUCUCUCCGGGAAUCUUCCCCGGGAACUUUCCAAGCUGGAGAAGCUCCAAGUUUUGAACCUCGGGGGGAAUUAUUUUUCCGGGCAAAUUCCUGAGUCGUAUUCUGAGUUUAAAAGGUUAAGAUUCUUGGCCUUGGGUGGAAAUUGCCUGACAGGGAGAAUUCCACCAAGCUUGGGUAAGAUUACAAUGCUUCAGGAGAUGUAUCUUGGAUACUAUAAUCAGUUCGAAGGGGGUAUUCCGCCGGAGUUUGGUUUAUUAUCCAUGCUUCGAGUUCUUGAUCUUUCGCAGUGCAAUCUUACCGGUGAGAUCCCCGCAAGCCUCGGGAACCUGACACGUCUUCAAAUGUUGUAUCUUCAGAUGAAUGAAUUGACAGGCUCUAUUCCAGCAGAGCUGUCAGGUAUGGUGAGCCUGGAGAGUUUGGAUCUUUCCGUCAACAAUCUCGACGGCGAAAUACCAGAGAGUUUAGCUGAGCUGAACAACUUAACAUUGAUUAACUUGUUCCAGAACAGAAUUCAGGGCCCUCUUCCAGCUUUCAUAGGGGACCUUCCAAACCUCUCAGUUUUGCAGAUUUGGAUCAAUAAUUUAACAGGGGAAUUGCCGCGAAACCUCGGUCAGAAUGGGAAGUUAAAGAGACUAGAUGUCAGCAACAAUAAUUUCACCGGCGAAAUUCCGACUAAUUUAUGCAGAGGAGGUACGCUGGAGACACUGAUCUUGAUGAUUAACUAUUUCCAGGGCCGUAUCCCUGAAGAACUCGGAAAAUGCCGAUCUCUAACUCGGAUCAGGAUGAACUACAACUGGUUAAAUGGCACAAUUCCUGCUGGUUUCUUCAACCUGUCAUUGCUGGAAAUGCUGGACUUGAGCAACAAUUUGUUGACAGGCAAUUUGGCCGAUGGUAUCUCAGGAGAUUCUCUGCUCUAUCUUUCACUGUCUAACAAUUCUCUGUCUGGAAAUAUUCCACAGGCGAUCGGUGACUUGGCAAACCUCGAGACAUUGUCGCUCGACACCAAUAACUUCUCCGGGGAGAUUCCAGGGGGAAUAUUCCGGCUCAGGAAGCUCGACGGGCUGAAUUUGAGCAGUAACAGCCUGACAGGUUCUAUCCCGGGCUCCAUUCCUGCUGCCUCCCAUUUAACAUUCAUCGACCUGAGUCGUAACAACCUCGAUGGAUCGAUUCCAGGCAACAUUUCACAGCUACAAAACUUGCAAGAACUUAACCUCUCCGGAAAUCAUCUCCGCGGUCCAAUCCCCGACGAAAUUGGGAUGAUGAGCAGCCUGGCCGUGUUGGACCUUUCUUACAACAAUCUUUCGGGCACAAGGCCGACGACCGGGCUGUUAGGCUGGCUCGACGACAGGUUUUUCGCCGGAAAUCCGAACCUCUGCCCGGCUAAGGACAACCCACAUUGCUCUCUCCGUUCAGGACAACAUCAAAAUGAUCACAUGAGGGAGACAACAAGAUUUGUGAUGAUAGCCAUUGUUGGGACACUAUUAGGCUACCAUAGUCAUUCCUGGAUUUGACCACCCACCCCAAGAGUGGUAAUAAUUCUAGGCCAGGGCUUAAACCUUAAACUUGCUAUUUGAGUCCAGUCCAAAUCUGCCAGAAGAAAUCAUAAGUACUAUUCUUGUACUUGCAUUUACAGGCAGAGUUUGGAGUGAUGAUAGCCCACUGGGCUCAAUCUAGGAUAGCUUAUAAUGUGAUAUAUGAAGCCACAAUUAAUGUGAAGUUAGGCAGGCCUAUGGCUGGCUGACUACCGUUAGGAUCUUGCCAUUCAUGCACAGCACCUAGGACGAUCCCCGCCGUCCAUAAUGUGGUGACCCACAUUACUGACGGUGCGGAUCACUCCGGGACUCUGGGUCCCAGGACUCGCCAAGAUUCGCCAUCAAUGAAAAUUUGGUGGGCUGCAGACAGAACAGAACUGAUUCCAUAACUUCAACCUAACGUCUGAUGAAUCUUGUCAGAAAUUCCAUUGGUGUCCCCUCGCUCUAAUAUCUAAAUCACGAUUUUAAGUCGAUUGAGGUUGUAAUAACCGCGACUUUUCGAAGUCGCAUGAAUUUUGAAUUUGUACAGUAACGGAAGGUUCUAGAAUAUGAUUCCACCUGUCUGGAUUA